ACUUCUUUAUAAAAACUCGUUCAGUUUUCUUGGUAAAAAAGCGUUUUAAACAUGGACUGCGUACUGAAAUGAUGGGCGUGAAGGAAGAAGCACAGAAGGGCUUUACGGCCAGUUCAGACUUCGGUUGGCCACAGUUUCUUUCACUUCCGUCAGUCAGUGACAGAUCAGUCAUUCGACAGUAGGUUGGACAGCAUAUUGGCCAGCCAUUAAAGUUCCAGAGUUUGGUGAUCUCAGUUUCAGAAAGGUCUUAGAAACAAUGGGAACCGAAGUGGAGGUUUUUACCAUUGGGAGUUCUGUUUGGUGUAAAACGUUUACGAAUCAUGAAUACGCAGGCGAAGUGACGGGAUAUCAUCCAGAGAUCCGAACGCUAGUUCUACGGUGCCCUUCGUCAAAUGGAGACCCCAAGUUGAGAAACGUCGUAUUUAUAAACUUGACCAGCGUUAUAAAAUUGAGAGUCAAAAAUGAUGGGAAUAAACACCACGACCCACCUGCAAAUGUGAACCUGCAUAGGUUAAGUUCGAGGAUCCGUAACCAAGUUGAGCAGAAGAGGCGAACGCUCCAAGCAAUAUCUGCCAAUGUAUCCGUAGAAGGACAAAGUCUAUUUCUAGCAUUAUCGAAAAUUAUACAAGACGUCAAGUGGAGAAACUCAGAUAUUGUCAUUUACAAUCAAGAGGUGUACAUAAGCCCUCCAUAUCAACUGGAAAAUGUCCACGGAAAUACGAACAACAAGACCUACGAUUACAUCGUGAAAGUGGUUGAAAAGCAUAUUCAAGGACGAGCGAUGAGUUCAAAUGCAGCUGUGAAUACUGAAAAUUCACAGUUGCAAUCGAACACAAGACCUUCACAGUAACCGACACGGACACAGCGAGAGUAUCAGUUUUUAUACUGUGUGUAUUCGGCCCGGUCGUAUUGGUUGAAUUGUGGCAAGAAUAUUCUAGUUUAAAAGAUGCUGUGAACUGAUGCUAUUCAAUUGUUGUACUUCAAGAGCCGGAUAUUUAUUCGUUGACUACGUGUGCUACAUUUCAGUUGAUACGACCAUUUUGAGAACGCUAGAACAGUUCUUUUUGUUUUUUAUUUGAAAAACUUUAUGUUAAUUCCAACUUUUUAAUUUAUAUAAUUUUUAAGAUGUACAAUUAAAAUAUCUUAGGCUCAUUCAUGCACAUUUUGCAGUUUUCAUUGUUUCUUCUCAAGAUUAAAUGCCUAUUUUCAAAGAAAAUUGUUGAUUUUACUUUACCAACACCCUACCACAUAUACCUAUCUUUGUCCGGCGUGCUAAUUCAUGGUGGAUGGACGGUUGACUUUGACAUCGACUUUAAAUAGGUAACCUAGCCCAACUCGUCUUCUUCAAUGAACCUAACCAAGAAAUGACUGGCAGUCUAAAUAAUAGAAAGGAAAAUUCGAAGAAAACCAAGAUUGAGGCAAGGGUUUUGAAUAAAACCAUAGUAAAACGUUAUAGACGGGGUGCUCGCAACGCCAAGCGCCGUUGCAGGCGAAAAAAGAGCAAGAAGGCAUACAUCAGCAUGCUCAAAAAGGGGCGAAUCACUCGAGAAACUGAGGAACUCUGCAGCAGCAUUCAAGAGGUGGACGUUGUGGACAUGGAAGAGCUGCCAGAGCUCAGCAGCCUUCCCCGAGAAGUCGCUGAAUGGCAGCGACAAGACCAAAUUGCUUACUGGAAGUCUCGAGCAAUAAGCUUUGAAAUCGAAAACAAGAUGCUGCGUGAACACUUGCGGAACGUCUAUGCUGAUCAAAUACAACAAGACUAUAACCAAUCGCAGGCCUGGCCAAGUGCGUCUUCCACGACGCAGCAGCAGCGAUAUGAGAAAAAAGGCAAAGCAGCACUAAAGCAAAAUUGCCAAGACAAAGUGAAAGUUCUCCCGAAGGAGCCAAUAGGUAAAAACAGGCUAACGGAAAUGGAAAAGAUCUAUGGGGAUGUGGCGCCGAAAAUCAUGGGAAUGGAGACAGCAAUCGAACUGAACUAUCAAAGGCUGAUGGAGGAAGCACCGGCCUAUUGGCCGAAUAUUCCCCUAAAGUUAUAAACCUAGUCAAGAAUUAAAAAACAUUUCCUUUA
This is a messenger RNA of Dendroctonus ponderosae (mountain pine beetle), 2068 nucleotides long. Its product is annotated as protein LSM12 homolog. The record is from RefSeq and is a predicted model, not a curated record. Lineage: Eukaryota; Metazoa; Arthropoda; Insecta; Coleoptera; Curculionidae. Gene Ontology annotation, cellular component: SMN complex. The coding region runs from base 257 to 850 and encodes 197 amino acids. Gene Ontology annotation, biological process: spliceosomal snRNP assembly. The transcript has 7 exons.